Molecule: messenger RNA, 7423 nt
Organism: Paralichthys olivaceus (Japanese flounder)
Lineage: Eukaryota; Metazoa; Chordata; Actinopteri; Pleuronectiformes; Paralichthyidae
Gene: dock6
Product: dedicator of cytokinesis 6
Biological process (GO): small GTPase-mediated signal transduction; positive regulation of GTPase activity
Cellular component (GO): cytosol
Molecular function (GO): guanyl-nucleotide exchange factor activity
Source: RefSeq, a predicted model, not a curated record
UGUGCCGGCGUGGAGAAGGAAGCGGUGUCCGAUCUACACACACUCGAGACGGGACAGAGCCGCGGUGCGGGAGGGAAAGAUCUCGCUUUCACUUUGACUUCCAGGGGUUUCUCUACAUGGGGACGAGACAUGACAUCUACAGCCAGCGAGAGGAGGGCGUUCGCUCAUAAAAUCAACCGGACGGUUGCUGCAGAGGUCAGAAAACAAGUGUCCAGAGACUAUGGCUCUCCUCAGCUCUCCAAAAAACGAGGCGGCGCGCACCAACCCUUGCCCCUGACAGAAGUGGUUGAGCCUGUGGACUUUGAGGAGUAUGUGAGCAGCCAUCCUCCUGGGGUGGAGCCUGGCCCCCUCAGACAGCUAAUGGAGUUCCCACAGGAUGACAUGGAGCUCCUCCAGCUGGACAAAGACUGCACUACACUGGAGCCCCCACUGCCCGAAGAGGAGGACUCCCUGGAUCCCAGAGUGAGAGAUGCCUUGGCAGUCUACACAGAUGACUGGCUCGUCAUUCAAAGAAAGUAUCAGCGCUACAGCACCACAUACACCCCCCAUAACUCUGAGCGACAGAGGGAGAGGCAGCGAGGGCUGGUUAAACAGACCUUUGAGCUUGACGAUGCUGCUGCUACUGAGCGCCAUGAUGACCAGGAUGACGCAAAGCGGCGGUCAGUUAGCCUUGAUGAGACUCCUCGGGGAAGCUGGGCCUCCAGCAUAUUUGACCUGAAGAACUCUUCCCCAGACGUUCUCCUGCCAUCUGUGCUGGAACGUACAGCUGCUGAGGACAUGGACCAUCGCAACACGGAGGCCCGCCUGCAGGGGCGCCACAGUGACCUGCUGGGCCUCUACCCACCCCCUGAUGAGGAUGAAGCAGUAGAGAGAUGCUCUGUUCCUGAAGUGCCCAAGGAACAUUGUGGCCAGAGGAUCAUGGUCAAGUGUCUGUCUCUGAAGUUUGAAAUAGAAAUUGAGCCAAUAUUUGGAACACUUGCCCUGUAUGAUGUCAAGGAAAAGAAAAAGAUCUCUGAGAAUUUCUACUUUGACCUGAACUCGGAUCAGAUGAAAGGGCUGCUUAAGCCCCACACACCUCAAAUAGCCAUAUCCACGCUAGCCCGUUCUGCCAUUUUCUCCAUCACAUAUCCUUCUGCUGAUAUCUUCCUGGUCAUCAAGCUGGAGAAAGUUCUUCAACAAGGAGACAUUGGAGAAUGCUGUGAACCCUACAUGGUCAUGAAAGAAUCGGAUUCCUCCAAGCACAAGGAGAAGCUGGAUAAGCUGCGUCUGCAGGCAGAGCAGUCCUGCUGUCGUCUCGGUCAUUUUCGCAUGCCUUUUGCCUGGACAGCCAUUCACCUCCUCAACAUCGUCAGCAGCGUUGGGGGUCUGGAUCGGUCUGACCCAGACUCUGACUCUGAACGAAAAAGUCAUGGAACAUGGAAUGAGAGAAAGAAGAAGGGGUUUGAGCGGAUGAGCAUUGGGGACGACACGUGUAACUUUGCCACUUUCAGACCAGCUACGCUUACUGUCACCAACUUUUUCAAACAGGAGGGAGACAGACUAAGUGAUGAGGACCUCUACAAGUUCCUGGCAGAUAUGCGCCGACCAUCGUCUGUUCUGCGGAGACUGAGACCUGUCACAGCCCAGCUGAAGAUCGAUAUCUCUCCAGCUCCGGACCUGCCUCAUUACUGCCUGUCACCGGAGUUGCUUCAUGUCAAACCUUACCCUGACCUGCGUGUACGUCCAACCAAAGAGGUGCAAGAGUUCCCUGCUCGCUAUGUUUACACUCCACACACCACCUACAGGAAUCUGCUAUACAUUUACCCACAAAGUCUGAACUUCAGCAGUCGCCAGGGCUCGGUGAGAAACAUUGCUGUUAAGGCACAGUUCAUGGCAGGAGAAGACCCCAGUCAAGCUUUACCGGUCAUCUUUGGAAAAUCGAGCUGUGCCGAGUUCCUGAAAGAGGCAUACACGCCCGUCAUCUACCAUAACAAGUCCCCUGAGUUCUACGAGGAGAUGAAGAUGAAGAUUCCCGCCAAUUUGACAGACAACCACCAUCUACUGUUCACCUUCUACCACAUCAGCUGCCAGCCCAAACAGAACACUCCUCUGGAGACCCCCGUGGGCUACACUUGGAUCCCUCUGAUGCAGCAUGGCCGACUGCGCACAGGCUCCUUCAGUCUGCCCGUCUCAGUGGAAAAGCCUCCACCUAGCUACUCUGUGCUCACUCCUGACGUUCAGCUCCCGGGCAUGAAGUGGGUGGAUAAUCACAAAGGAGUGUUCAAUGUUGAGGUGACAGCGGCUUCCUCGGUUCACACUCAGGAUCCACACCUGGACAAGUUCUUCACUCUGGUGUAUGUUCUGGAGGAGUAUUCCUUCCCCUUCCGCCUGAAAGACGUCAUCAUAAAUGAGGCGAACAUGGAGGGCGAGCUGAAGGCCAGCAUGGCUGCUCUAAGGGGGGCUCUGCUGGACACGUGUGUCAGGUUUUUGCAUCAGCUGCUCAACAAGCUCAUUCAGCUCAUUGUCUACCCGCCAGUCAUCGCAGGCCAAAUUGUGAACCUGGGCCGUGCUGCUUUCGAAGCUAUGGCUUUGUUGGUCAACCAGAUGCACAAGAACCUGGAGGGUAGCCAGGAUCAGCAUGGCCGCAACAACCUGCUGGUGUCCUAUAUCCACUACUGCUUCCGCCUGCCCUCUGCUGAGCCUACACUGCCCCCAACAGCAGGCACCCAGUCGUAUGAGAUGCCCAUGCAGUAUGCCACCUUAUCAAGAGCAACAGCUCGUCCGAGUAGUCUGCUUUUGUCUCGCUCCAAGAGUAUCAGCAACUCCAACCCUGACCUGGCCACCACACCAGUUUCACCUGACGAAGAGGUGCAAAGGAUAAUUGGGAGCAAAGGCAUUGACCGCUCCCACUCCUGGGUAAACUCUUCUUAUGCCCCUGGGGGCUCCAGAUCUGUGCUACGCCGGAACCCCAACUCCAGCUGUGAGCUCAAGCAGCUUCUUCAUGAGGAGCUGGCGUUACAGUGGGUGGUCAGCACCAGCACAGUGAGGGAAGCAGCACUGCAGCAGGCCUGGUAUUUCUUUCAGCUCAUGACAAAGAGCAUGGCCCAUCACUUAUUUCUGACCUCGAAACUGGACAUUCCCAGGCGCCAGCGUUUCCCAGACCGAUUUGUGGACGACAUUGCUGCACUUGUGUGUGCCAUCAGUGCAGACAUUGCCGGCCGAUACCACAAGGAUGUGGAGCUCGUGGAGAGGUUGAACAGCAGUCUGGCCUUCUUCCUGAAUGACCUGCUGUCUCUCAUGGACCGGGGCUUCGUGUUCAACCUCAUCCGUUCCUACUACAAACAGAUUGCCAACAAGCUCCACACGUCACAGAACCCCAGCUCUCUGAAUGCACUGAGGAUGGAUUUUACUCGCAUCGUCUGUAGCCAUGAACACUACGUCAUCCUCAACCUGCCGUGCUCAACUCUCAGCCCUCCAGCCUCCCCCUCCCCCUCAACUUCCUCCACCACAUCACAGAGUUCAGCAUUUUCCAGCGUGGUGCAAGACCAAGGUGUGGCCACCAUGUUUGAGCUCUCCGUCCCUUUUCGCCAGCAGCACUUCCUGUCUGGUUUGCUGCUAACUGAGCUCUCACUCAUUCUUGAUCCUGAUGGAGAAGGGGUUUUCUUCCUUCAUAAAAAGGCCAUUAGUGCCGUUCACUCCCUUCUCUGCAGCCAUGAUGCAGACCCACGCCACAGUGACCCUCAGGUCAGAGCCCAUGUAGCUCAGCUCUACCUACCCCUCAUCCACAUCGUCAUGGAGACGUUGCAUCAGCUCCACGACUUCUCAGACUCCUCGCCUGCUCGGGUCCGCCAUGCCCCAGCCCACGCUGACGAUGCUGACCCAGACAGUAGCAACACUAUCAGUCAGUCUGUUGCUAUGGCGAUUGCCGGCUCCCCUUUGCCGCAUGCCAAAUCCAACGCAUUUGCAAUGCCCACAGUGGCUGGGCGUCAGUCCAGCUCUCUGUCGGCCGAGUGUAGCAGGACUCUGCUGGUGUGUUUCCUGUGGGUGCUGAAGAAUGCAGAUGCAGCUCUCCUGGAGCGCUGGGUGUCUGAUCUAUCUGUGUUACAAAUCAACCGCCUGUUGGAUCUGCUGCAUCUCUGUGUCUCCUGCUUUGAAUACAAGGGGAAGAAGGCUCUGGAGAGGAUCAACAGCCUAACGUUUAAGAAGUCUCAGGACAUGAAAGCCCGACUGGAGGAGGCCAUACUGGGCACCAUUGGGGCUCGUCAGGAGAUGGUCCGCCGCUGCAGAGAGAGGAGUCCCUACGGCAGCCAAGAAAACGUUAGGUGGAGGAAGAAUGUCACUCACUGGAGACAAAAUACAGACAGAGUUGAUAAGACUAAAGCUGAGAUGGAGCAGGAGUCUGUGGUGGAUGGAAACUUGGCUACUGAGGUCUCUCUGAUCGUAUUGGACACACUGGAGAUUAUAGUGAAGACUGUGGUGGCGUCAGAGCUGAAGGAAAGUGUUUUAGGCGGGGUUCUCCGAGUGCUUCUUCACAGCAUGGCAGGUAACCAGAGUGCCCUCUUCCUGCAGCACUGCUUCACUACACAGAGAGCUCUGGUUUUCAAGUUCCCAGAGAUGCUGUUUGAAGAAGACACUGAACUUUGUGCAGACCUGUGCCUGCGUCUCCUUCGUCACUGCAGCAGUAGUGUCGGUUCUGUCAGAAGUCACGCCUCUGCCUCGCUUUACCUGCUCAUGAGGCAGAACUUUGAGAUUGGAAAUAACUUUGCACGAGUAAAGAUGCAGGUCACCAUGUCUCUGUCUUCACUGGUGGGAACGUCGCAGAACUUCAAUGAGGAACAUCUGCGUCGGUCACUGAAGACGAUCCUAACAUACGCUGAAGAGGACCUGGAGCUGCGUGACACGCCCUUCCCAGAGCAGGUCCAGGAUCUGGUGUUCAACCUGCACAUGAUUCUUACCGACACUGUGAAGAUGAAAGAGCAUCAACAGGAUCCAGAGAUGCUCAUUGACUUAAUGUACAGGAUUGCUAAGGGCUACCAGAACUCUCCUGACCUACGUCUCACGUGGCUCCAGAACAUGGCAGGAAAACACUCUGAGAGAGGGAACCACGCCGAGGCUGCCCACUGCCUCGUCCACAGUGCCGCUCUAGUGGCAGAAUACCUCAACAUGCUGGAGGAUUGCCGAUAUCUGCCAAUUGGUUGUGUCACAUUUCAGAACAUUUCAUCCAACGUCCUGGAGGAGUCAGCAGUAUCAGAUGAUGUCCUGUCUCCGGAGGAGGAGGGGAUUUGUGCUGGGAAGUACUUCAGCGAGUCUGGCCUGGUGGGCCUCCUGGAGCAAGCAGCUGCGUCUUUUAACAUGGCAGCCAUGUAUGAGGCCAUAAAUGAAGUGUACAAGAUUCUGCUGCCCAUCCAUGAAGCCAACAGGGAAUUCAAAAAGCUGGCAACUGUCCACGGGAAACUGCAGGACGCCUUCAACAAAGUCUACAACCAAAGUUCAGGAUGGGAGAGAAUGUUUGGCACAUACUUCCGGGUUGGUUUCUAUGGCUGUCGUUUUGGAGACCUGGAUGAACAAGAGUUUGUUUACAAGGAACCAUCGAUCACCAAAUUAGCCGAGAUCUCCCACAGACUUGAGGAAUUCUACUCAGAGAGGUUUGGGGAUGAGGUGGCUGAAAUUAUCAAGGACUCAAACCCAGUGGACAAAACCAAGCUAGAUCCCAACAAGGCCUACGUCCAGAUCACCUACGUUGAGCCGUACUUCGACACAUAUGAGCUGAAGGAAAGAAUCACCUACUUUGACAAGAACUACAACCUGCGUACCUUCAUGUACUGUACUCCCUUCACUUUGGACGGUCGGGCCCACGGCGACCUGCACGAGCAGUACAAACGCAAAACCAUUCUGACCACGUCUCAUGCCUUCCCUUACAUCAAGACACGCAUCAACGUUAUCCACAAGGAGGAGAUCAUUCUCGUCCCCAUGGAGGUGGCCAUUGAAGACAUGCAGAAAAAGACUCAGGAGCUCGCCUUCGCCACUAACCAAGACCCUGCGGACUCCAAGAUGCUGCAGAUGGUCUUGCAGGGCUGCGUGGGCACCACUGUCAACCAGGGCCCCCUUGAGGUGGCGCAGGUCUUUCUCUCUGACAUUCCUAAUGACCCAAAGCUGUUUCGACAUCACAACAAACUGCGCCUAUGCUUUAAAGACUUUACUAAGAGGUGUGAGGAUGCCCUGAGGAAGAACAAGGCCCUGAUUGGUCCAGAUCAGAAGGAGUACCACAGAGAGCUGGAGAGGAACUACAAUAAACUGAAAGAAGCUCUGGGUCCUCUCAUCAACCGCAAGAUCCCCCAGCUAUAUAGAACCCUGCCAGCUCAGUCUACGCAAACACAACGGAACUCCUACAGUAGGUCCAGUCUCCGGUGAGUCGACUGUUGAGGCGCAGAAACACUGGAAAACACUGAAUAAUUAGUAUCUCUUGCCGUCUGUUCCCCUCCCCCCACUGCACUGCACUGCACACCAACUGUCACAGUCGCCAUCCUCUUCCUCGUCAAGCCCUUAUUUUACCCACACACCCCCCCUGGCUGCCCAGUCUCGCCAUAAUCCCCCCACAAGAGAGAGACACGCACACACACACACUUCUCACCUCUUUCCCAUCUCCCCCGUUACCAACACCCUCACACCUCAGUAGGAGAAGACCCCGGCUGUUUAUGCAGGGAGGUUAUCUACACUGUAAACUUAGUCAUUUGGAGCAACAUGUCAACAACAUGUCGGCGUUUAAAUCCAAGUCUCCUCACUGUCGACCCAAACUCAUCUCUCCUUUAAAUUGAGGUUUUAGAGCACCAGAGCUGCCAAACACAUUCUGCAACCAAAUCUUUUCCAGGUUUGUUUAUGAGCGUAUCUGUUUCUUCUCGUCUUUUCCCUUUGCGUUGUCUGUUUUUGUCGUGGCCUUACUGCAAUUUGUAAGAGAUUUUUUUUUUCUACUAAACUAUGUCUGGUAGUCGUCACUGCCAGACUUAUUAAAUAGUCCCAGGGAGUUUUCUUAUGUUAUCAACACACCAAAUAACUGACAUUCCUUCUUCCUCAAGUUGUCACAUUUAUCUUCCCAUCUCUCAUAAUAAGAAUUCAUUAUAGAGAGGAGGUGGGAUAAUUAUGUCCACGUUCGGGCCUCGGUUUCACUCUGAGACCAGGGGGGACAUAAUACAGCAGCAGUUAAAGAGCAAUGCAUUAGUGUUUAGGGGGAAAGCAUUGAGUAAUGUUUUUAAUAUGUUUUUUUAAGUUAAACUGUGAAGUUCUCUUGUACUGCACUGUCGUCACAUCAGAUGUUUAUCACAGAAGCACUGCCCUCAGCCAGGUCCUCUCCUCACUGUCACUCUUCUGUACAGUCUCAUACAGAGCCCGACCGAUCUAGAUUCUUGGGGGCCAUUGCAGAUGGCGAUACUGAGGUGUAAAAAAAAAA